AUGCUGACAGCGGCAAACGUCAUCCUCCUCCUCUUCGUGGGUUUGAACUCUGCAAGGACGCUCUACGAAGCAUCGGAAGUCAGUCAAACUGACUACGAUUUCAUCAUUGUCGGAGCCGGGACUGCCGGAUGCGUACUCGCCAACAGACUGUCCGCUUCUCCGAAUAACUAUACAGUCCUAGUCCUGGAAGCGGGUGGCAGUGAUGCCGGAGUACUCGAGUUAGAAGUCCCAGCCAUAGCCCCUUCCAUAUUGGCGAACGCGUCAUUGAUAUGGAACUACACUACGGUCGAACAGCCAGGUCUCAAUAAUCGUGCUCUUUCCUAUCCGCGAGGUCGCGUUCUGGGUGGCUCCAGUUCUAUCAACUUCAUGUACUACACGCGAGGAUCACGAGACGACUACGACCGAUUCGCCGACUUCACUGGAGAUGAGAUCUGGUCGUGGGAUAAUAUGUUUACGUACAUGCUCAAAGCGGAAGACUUUGUGCAACCGAUCAACGGACAGCCAUCUACGGGGCGCAUUGAUCCCACGGAUCAUGGUCAUGACGGUUCACUCCUGACGACCACGACUGGCUUCCCAUUCCCGUUCGACGAUCUUGUCGUCGAAACGUCGAAGACGCCCAUCAACGAGUUCAACUUCUCCUACAACGAAGACGUCAAUUCUGGGAACACCAUUGGAACAUCUUGGAUCCAGUCGACAACUGGUGGCGGGGUGAGGAGCAGCGCAGCGACCGCCUACCUACAUCCCGUACUGGAGCGGGAUAACCUCCACGUCAUGUAUGGCGCUCAGGUCACGAAGCUGGACGACGUCGGUGGCGAAGCCACUCCGGAUUUGCGCCAGGUCUCGUUCACGACCAGCACAGGUGAGGCGCUAAGCGCUCGCGCGAGUAAGGAGGUCAUUCUGGCUGCUGGCGCUGUGAAUACCCCUCAGCUGUUGCUCUUGAGUGGUAUUGGUGAUCCAACGGACCUGGCGGCGCUCAAUAUCACGAGCCUUAUCAACGCCCCUGCAGUCGGUCAAGAGAUGCAAGAUCAUCCUCUCCUCGCUAUACAGUGGACGACGAACUCGACCGCGACCCUUGAUUCUUUCACGCGUAACUCCACUGCGGUCGCCGAUGCCUUGAAUCAAUGGAUAGCUAACAGAACCGGCUUCGACACGACUGUUGCGACCAACCUCUUCAGUUGGGUGCGCCUUCCAGAUAACUCAAGCGCAAUCGAGACCUUCGGGGAUCCUUCUGCUGGACCGACUUCCGCCCACCUGGAACUUCUGCUUGUCGACUACUUCAUAUCGUUCGCGGCCCCGUCUCCCGAGAGCGGUGCUUAUCUAACGAUGGUACUGAACGUCGCCUCACCCGCCUCUCGCGGACGUGUCCGGCUGGCCUCCUCAAGCCCUUCGCAGUUCCCACUCAUAGACCCUGCGUUCCUCACCAGCGACUUCGAUGUCGAUGCCAUGGUGACCGCCAUGCAUGCCGCCGAGACGUUCUUGGCAACCGGACCUUGGGCGGGUAUGAACCUCCAGCGCUUCGGGCCAUGGGCGAGCGCAACUACGGACGCUGAACUCGCGGAUGUGGCGCGCGCUGGCAUAACCACGUUCUGGCACCCCUGCUGCACCGCGCGCAUGGGGAAGGACGAUGAUUCGACGGCAGCGAUCACAUCUAAGCUGCUUGUUAAAGGCGCUACCGGUGUACGCGUUGUCGAUGCGUCUGUAUUCCCCUUCAUACCUGCCGCUCAUCUUCAGGCUCCUGUAUAUGCUAUUGCCGAACGUGCCGUCGACAUUAUCUUCGAAGCGUAUGCAGCCUGA
Messenger RNA from Peniophora sp. CBMAI 1063, 1794 nucleotides. The record is from the annotation of a GenBank genome assembly. NCBI's taxonomy places the organism in Eukaryota, Fungi, Basidiomycota, Agaricomycetes, Russulales, Peniophoraceae.